GGUGUGUUGUUGUUUUUCUUCUUCCACAGAUUGGGACAGAGGGAUGUGGAAAAGACAGUUGCACAACCUUGGCCUGUUACUUAACAGAACACAAACUGUAUCGAGUGCCUGAGUCUCCCAGCUCUGGGUACACAGAGUUCAGAGAAGUCGUUAAAAAGGCUUUUAUUCAAGCAGGUCUAGAAGGGAACCCCACUGUGGUGGUGGUGCCUAACUUACACCUAGAUCAACCAUUCAUUUUGGAAGAUUUGAAUUGCCUUGUCAACUCAAGGAAAAUGCCUGACUUGUUUGAAAAUGAGGAGUUGGACAACAUCAUAAUCAGAAUCAGAACAUUGGUUAAAGAUCCUGGCUAUGUGGAUGAUAGACAGUCUUUACUUGCGUUAUUCCAAAAGAAAGUAUAUGUGAACCUGCAUGUUUUUGUGGUCAUGAGCCCUUCAGGACCCAGUUUCCGCCAGUACUGUAGAGCGUAUCCGUCUGUGGUUAGCUCCUGCACAAUUGAUUGGUACGAAAAGUGGCCAAAAGAAGCUCUCCUUAUUGUAGCCAACUCUUUCUUAAGAGACAAAGUGAAUUUAGAGAAUGAAGAGGACUUGAGAGAGAGUCUUGCCCUGACGUGCGUCCAAAUCCACAUGAGUAUGGAAGACUUGAGCACAAGAUACUUUGAAGACACAGGAAGGCAUUAUUUUAUCACUCGAAGUAGCUUCUUGAAACUCCUGGGGACAUUUGCACACAUUGUGCGGUCACGAGAGGACACGAUGCAAACCAAAAGGAGUCGUUUCUUUAUGGGUCUGUCCAAGAUCCUGGAAGCAAGCACAGUGGUUAUAGACAUGCAGAAUAAACUGGCAAUCCUUGGCCCUCAGAUAGAACAGAAAACGAAGGAAAGAGAAAUCCUAAAGGAAAAAAUAAGGAAAGAUUCACAAAUCGUUGAGAAAGUUCAGAUACUUGUCAAACGGGAUGAAGAAAUUAUGGCGGAAGAAGUAAGAAUUGUGGAAGAGUAUGCUCAGAAAACUGCCAAUGAACUAAGAAGUGUGAUGCCAGCUCUAGGCAAGGCAAUUGGGGCUCUGAACGCCCUGGAUAAAGCUGAUGUCACUGAAUUAAGAGCGUAUGCACGGCCUCCCUUGCUUAUACUGACUGUCAUGAAGGCGGUGUGUAUUCUUCUGCAAAGAAAACCUAACUGGAAGACAGCUAAGUUACUGCUUGCAGAAACUGGUUUCUUAAGAAAAUUGAUUAACCUUGACAAGGACAGCAUACCUGAUCAGGUUUUCAUGAAGCUGAAAAAAAUUGUAACCUUACCUGAUUUCAAACCCAACAAGAUUGCUCUGGUUUCCAUUGCCUGUUGCUCGAUGUGCCAGUUUAUUAUAGCUUUGAAUAACUACCACGAGGUCCAGAAGCUGGUGGGGCCCAAGCAAAUCCAAAUAGCUGAAGCUCAAAAUAUUCUUAAAAUCUCACGGAAAAGGUUGGCUGAAAAGCAAAGAGGCUUACAGCUGAUUGAAGAUCAUUUACUGUUGCUACAGGCAACCUAUAAAAAUAUUAUAGCUGAAAAACAGCAAUUAAUUAGUUCAAGAAGACUGGCCAUCAGAUGCUUUCAGUGUGCUUCUGUCUUACCAACUGUCCUGGAAGAUGAAAAAACUCGAUGGCAAGAAAUAAUCAGUCACCUGGACAGCAGAUUGCAGGGCCUCUGGGGCGACAGCCUCCUCUCCGCAGCGUGCGUUGUCUACAGCGGAGCCUUGACGCCAGCCUUUCGCCAGUUGGUUGUGAACAAAUGGCAGGAUUUCUGCAUUCAAAACAGCAUUUCUAUGUCUUCCAACUUUUCUUUAGUUGACGUCAUGGCCCAGAAGUCUGAGAUCUACCGGUGGCAUAACCAAGGGCUGCCUGUUGGCUGGUACUCGACAGAGAAUGCCAUCCUGAUCAAGAACAGCCAGCAGUGGCCCCUGCUCAUCGACCCGCACAAGCAGGCAUACAACUGGAUCCGCCAGAUGGAAGGCUCCAAGCUGCAGGAGCUCUCCGUGGAGGACAGCGGUUACACCAAAAAGAUGGAGCACGCUAUGAAGAUGGGAGACAGCGUCCUCCUGCAGAAUCUCCCCGAAACAUUAGCUCCAGACCUGAAGGUGAUUCUGAAGAAGCGGAUCUAUCAGAAAAGGGGGCAGUCUUUCAUGAAGAUUGGCAGUUCAGAGGUUGAAAUCAAUGCCAACUUUAGGUUAUACUUAUCUACAGCAAUAGAUAAUCCCCACAUCCUUGCAUCUAUUUAUAACUUUGUUACUGUGAUCAACUUCGCGGUCACAUUCCAAGGUCUGGAAGAUCAACUCCUGUCGACAGUGGUAACACAUCAAGUCCCUCAUUUAGAAAGUCAACGCCACCAGUUGUUGCAAAGUAUUUCCCUUGACACAGUAACCCUUGAGGAGCUGGAUGAAAAAACAUUGGACUUGCUAGAGAAUGCACCAGGAUGUGUAAUAGAGGAUGAAAAGGUUGUCGUCUCCUUAAGAAAAUGCAGAAUGAUGUUAGAUGAAACAUUGAAGCACAUCAAAUCAGCAGAAAAAGCCGAAGCGGAGGCCCAAGCCCUGCGUGAUGACUACCUCCCCGUUGCCACCCGCGGCGCCCUGCUCUACUUCCUGGUGGCUGAUCUGGCUCAAGUCAGCACCUUGUACCAGUUCCCCCUGGACUGGUUCCAGCAGGCUUUUGCUUCCGCCAUCACUACCCAAAGCGAAGACCAAGAGCAUGGCACAAGAAAGGAAAAUAUUUCUCUGAAAGAAGUUUGUGAGAUUAUAAACAUUCCAAAAGAACCUAACAUGGGAAGUGAGAAAAAUCUCCUAAGCUCGUAUAUUAAAAAUGCAGUAGAUGCAUUGACAAAAAGCAUUUUUCAGUUGGUUUCCUCAGCUCUGUUGGAUCAACAUAAGCUUUGCUUUUCCUUUCGGCUUUGCACUGCUAUCAUGCAACAUAACGCUCAUGCAAGCGUAACGCAUGACAAUGUCGGAGUUCUACCAGGAAAAGAAUGGGACAUCUUCUUAAAUUCUGGCAAAUUCACAAAUAUUCCAAGUGCCCAGCCUAAACUUAAUAGUAAGGAAGGGUUGGGGGAAUCCCAGAACCUUCGGUGGCUGUCGGCUUCACGGUGGCAGCAGUGCGUGCAUGUCAGCAGUCAGCUGAAACCGUUUGCACUUCUCUGCGAAUCCCUGUUAGCCAACGCACCACAGUGGGAUGCCUUCAAGAGCAGUGCGGACGUGUAUGGUCUGAUCAGCACACGCUUCUCAGAAAAUGCAGGAACGUCGGAAGAAACUACAGAAUCCUCCGAGGACACUGAACUUCUGAAGGAAAAUGAAGGCAUGCAUGAUCCUACGCAUUUUCCCUGGGAGAAACUCACUUCAUUUCAAAGACUUAUUUUGAUUAAAAUCCUGAGACCGGAACAGUUAAGGAAUUCGGUGAGAAAGUUUAUAACUGAAAAAAUGGGAAAUGACUAUCUUCCCAAAACUGGGAUGAAUUUGAAAGAAUCGUAUGAGAAAUCAAGUGCCAGGACUCCAUUAAUAGUCAUUCAUUCUCAAGGCAUGGACCUCACCGACAGCCUCCUCAGAUUUGCACAGGAGUUAAAAGGAACCACAAGCCACGUGACUGUGAUUUCCUUGGGCCGCGGCCAAGCAUCUAAAACCGAAGACCUCAUCAUGGAGGCCCUCACGAAAAGGGAGCAGUGGGUCAUCCUCCAAAACUGUCACUUAGCGGCCAAGUUCAUGCCCAGGCUUCGUGCCAUUGUAGAGUCACUUAAUGUUCCAGAUAUGAAAAUAGAUCCUGAGUUUAGACUGUGGCUAAUCUCCAAAUCAGACAGUUGUAUCCCAAUUCCUAUUCUUCAAAUGGGUGUGAAGAUUACCGUGGAUCCUCCUCAGGGACUGCAAAGUAAUUUGCUUCAGACAUUUGGCUACAGUGGGAAUGGAGAAAUAACGGAAGAAAUGUUCGAAAAACCUACCUGUGGACUGCAGUGGAAAAAGCUGUUAUUUACCAUGUGUUUUAUCAAUGCGGUGAUCAAUGAACGGAGGAAUUAUGGGACAUCCGGCUGGAACAUUGCGUACCUGUUUAGUCCCUCGGACUUGGAGGUUGCCACAAAAGUGCUGGAAGACAUCCUGAGCCCAUGGUCUGCGGUUCCCUGGCCAGCCCUACACUACCUGCUGGGGGAAGUGGUGUACGGUGGCCAGGUGACAGAUCCCUGGGACAAGCGGUGCCUCACGACCCUUCUUGACAGAUUUUGUACACCAGAAGUACUGAAAGAGGACUUCAGCUUCUCUUGUGAUGAGACGUGUCAGCACGUGCCACAGUCAGCCAGCCUGGGGGACUGCAUCCGCGUCAUCCAGUCCUUACCCGUCGAGGACCCUCCCGAGGUCUUAGGGGUGCACCCUGAGGCCUCAAGGAGCUACAGGGAGACCCAGGGCCAGCAGCUGCUGGAGACCCUCAUCACCAUGCAACCGACAGUACCCACUGCCUGCCUGGAGGCCAGUGUGAAGCAGAGUAAUGACAGGCUGGUGACAGACAUGGUGCGGGACCUGCUGAGGCGGCUGCCGCUGACCGUGGAGAAGGAAGAGCGUGCCAGCCCCCAGAGCACACUGAAGGGCAUCAUGGCAAGCCCCAUCUGGGAGAGCCUUUGUGCCAACCGCAGCGGCCGUGAUACCCCUGUGCGUUAUGCUUUGCUGACCUGCCUGAGGCAAGAAAUCGAACGAUUUGAUAAGCUGUUGUUUGUCAUACAUACAUCUUUAGAAGAUCUUCAGCUUGCUAUAAAAGGCAAGAUCAUCAUCACCCAAGAACUGGAGGAAAUCUAUGACUCUCUUCUGAAUGUGCGGGUUCCCCCAUUGUGGCAGAAACACGCCUACGAUUCGCGUAAAGCCCUGAGUUCCUGGAUCUCUGAUCUCAUCCGGCGACUGAAGUUCUUCGGUACCUGGGCCACCAAGGCUUUCGCUGCGAUACACAGUCGGUCCAUGAGCUCUGUCUCGUCUCGGUCGCUGUCUGUCCCGUUAUCUAGCCAGACCUCCAGACCCAGAGCUGACCCGGGAAGCAGCUCCUGUGAAGGGUUUCCGGCCCGAUACUGGCUGCCCGCUUUCUUCUUUCCGCAAGCCUUUCUGACUGCGGUGCUCCGAGACUACGGGAGGGCUCAGGGCAUCUCAGCCGACGCCCUGACCUUUACCCACCACGUGAUUCCCAAUGACGACACCACCAGUGACCAGGAGCUCUCCCCAGUCGUCCAGAGGGAGCUGGACAAAGUCAAGAGAGCCUUUAAGGGCCCAAGCCCACCUGGCAAUGGGGUCCAUGUAUUCGGCUUAUUCCUCGAGGGAGCAAGGUGGAACCCUGAAGAAAAAACGCUGGAAGACUCGCUGCCUCUCGAGAUGUGCUGUGAUUUCCCAGACAUAUACUUUUUGCCGACCAAGAUUUCUACAGAAACAGCAGAUUCUUCAGGGCAAAUGGAUGCAGAGCGGUGUACUUUUGAAUGCCCAGUUUACCAGACACUUAAGAGGUCCAAAGUUUUGACUACUGGUUCCCCAACUAACUUUGUAACUUCAGUGUAUUUGCCAACAAAGAAACCUUCCAAUCACUGGAUCACAAUGCAGGUUGCCUUACUGUGUGAGAAUGAAUGA
Molecule: messenger RNA, 5597 nt
Organism: Ochotona curzoniae (black-lipped pika)
Lineage: Eukaryota; Metazoa; Chordata; Mammalia; Lagomorpha; Ochotonidae
Gene: DNAH14
Product: dynein axonemal heavy chain 14
Exons: 33
Biological process (GO): microtubule-based movement
Cellular component (GO): dynein complex
Molecular function (GO): dynein intermediate chain binding; minus-end-directed microtubule motor activity; dynein light intermediate chain binding
Source: RefSeq, a predicted model, not a curated record